UAAUUACACCCUGUGGGACAAUAAAAGAUAUUGUUGUAAAAAAAAAUAAAUCUAUUUUUCUAUAAUAGAUUUUUUUUAAAUUAUUGUGACAACUAACCAGAUGAAACAGACAUAUUCUGCAGAUUUUUGAUUUAACCACUUUGACAUAUUUAAUAUAAUAUUAUAAAUACAUUAGUACAUGCCAAUGAAUAAACAAUUCAAUCCCCUUUAAACCAAAAAGCAUUUUAUUGCAUAAAGGUCAAUAAUAUAAUUUGUUUAUUGAACGCUCAAUCAUUUGUAGCAAAGGUUCAAUCUGCAGAUAAAAAACUUCUAACAUCAACAUGUGAAAAGCUGUUUAUUUUUUAUGGCUUCACUAAUAAUUGGUUUUCCUGACAAGAUGAAGAUGAUCUCCAGGAUCCUGCUGCUCCUCAUCCUCAGCUCAUGUCUCUGUGCAACAUUUGUAGUGAAUGUGACACAGAGCAGCUAUCAGGCAGAGGAGAACCACAGCAUCACUCUGGAGUGGACUUUCCCCACCAAGACUCAGGGAUCCUCCAGGAAACUGUUCAUCAUCUGCAGCUUGCUGUCUCCUCAUAAAGAACUAGUUCUGUAUCACAUCCACAAAGGUGUUGAGAUUCCAGAAUCUCAGGAUGAACAGUUUUCAGGACGAGUCCAGAUUGACAAAGACGUCCUCAGAGAAGGACGAAUCCGACUCCAUGUGUCCAGACUGAGGACUGAAGACUCUGGUCUGUAUCUGUGUGGAGUGAAAACUGAAGAUGGAUUCAACUCUGGAAGAUGUCGACUCAACGUAUCCAGUCUAAAGACGGUUAAAUCGACGGUUCCUCACAGAAACCUCAUCAGUCCGACGCCACAGAAGGAAACCAGGAGGAAAGGUGAGUCUGCAGGUCGUCGGUCCAGGAUGUUUCUUGUUUUUCCCGUUUUUCUCUUCAUCAUUUCUCUGAGUUCACUUUUCAUCAUCAGCUUGAAAAAUUGCUCCAAAACCACAAAAUUUCAACAGAACCCCCUGAGAGCCUCUGCCUUGCAGUUUUGUUGCCUUGCUCCAGAGCAGACCUGUGUUGAUGUGGAGAAAAACUCCAUCCAGUCUCUCAUUGUGACUCCUGAUCAACUUCGGCGUCAUGGAAACUGUGGAGGUUGAGUCGAUCAGUCUGAGGCGUAUUGAUGAAACCAGGUUCUUCAUAAAGAAGCUCACAGAUUCUGCAGGAAUCCCACAAACUUUCAGAUAAUCAUGAGAAAAUGUGGAUUUUUCUCCAGGAAGAGGAAACACCUGAAGAGAAGCUCUUAGUUUUUCUGUGUCUGCCUACAGAUCAAGGUGACCAGUCUGAGUGGAAGGUUUUCACUCAACAAUCUCUGACUGAACGUCACAAAAACUGAAGAAAUGAGAACAGAUUUUAGAAAACGCAGCUCAAACCUGCAACCUGUCCAGAUGAAUGAAGUGUGUGGAGAGACACCAGUAACAAAAUCAGCUGGUCUAGAAACGCUGGGAUCAAACUGGCCCAGCCUGGCCUGAACCAGUGAAGAGUCGCUGGUUUCUUUCUGAGCUUCAUGGAGACAUUUGAACUUUCUGCAUCGUUUGCUGCUCCGCUGGAUGUUCCAAUCACUAACACUUAAAAUAUUAUAUUAAUGUUUUUCACUACAGAAAUACUUUUAUUUAUCUACGCAAAAUUAUGUUUUGUACUUGAAUAUUUAUUAUUUUUCUACUGUUGACUAUUUAUUGCCAUAAAGUGAAGUUUGAAAUGUUU
Molecule: messenger RNA, 1736 nt
Organism: Xiphophorus couchianus (Monterrey platyfish)
Lineage: Eukaryota; Metazoa; Chordata; Actinopteri; Cyprinodontiformes; Poeciliidae
Exons: 7
Coding region: 344-1132 (262 amino acids)
Biological process (GO): cell surface receptor signaling pathway; immune response; positive regulation of T cell proliferation
Cellular component (GO): external side of plasma membrane
Source: RefSeq, a predicted model, not a curated record